AUGGGGUUCGAUUUGAGAUUUGGACGGCCGGUGAACAUUGAGCAAAGAGGCUUGGUGACUGAAAGUCUGAGUACUCCGACGCAACGUAUCGACUUCCCGCGAGCUGCCGACUUACCCAACUUGUACAUUGAGUGUCUGAAUACUCUGGCGCAACGUAUCGACUUCCCGCGAGCGGUCCAUCUGCUAUUUUAUAGCUCCGACGCAAUGUAUCAAUUUCCCGCAAACUGCCAUCUACCCAACUUGUAUAUCAAAAUAUGUCUGAAUGCUCGGACGCAAUGUAUCGACUUCCCGCGAGGUGACCUGUUAGAAGAUAUUAAAGGAGAGUUGGUAACCAACUAUGACAGUCAACUCGCGCUCAUCAAGACACUUCUCACAGAGCUCAGCCUUUCUCCCUCGUUCCCUCAUCCACCCUCCGACGCACACACGCACACACAUAGGCACAUAUCUGUAUCCCUAACCUCCUUCAGCACCGCCGCAAGCUCAAUUUAUGGCCCACCCUACCUCCAAUCCCAAACCGACAUGCAAUCCUGCAUCCUGCACGCCAAAGGCAAAGACUACAGCACCGUCUCCUCCUCCUUCUUUGAGGCAUUCAAGAAUCUCAGCGCCGCGGGCAUGAAAGAUUCUUCCGCGGCUGGUGGCAAAGUUCAGGAUAAAGAAGAGAAGGCUAGGGCGAAGGAGGUUGGAGGGGACACGAAGAAUGAGCAGGGAUAA
This is a messenger RNA of Psilocybe cubensis, 711 nucleotides long. RefSeq names its product 26S proteasome non-ATPase regulatory subunit 11-like protein. The transcript has 6 exons. The coding region runs from base 1 to 711 and encodes 236 amino acids. NCBI's taxonomy places the organism in Eukaryota, Fungi, Basidiomycota, Agaricomycetes, Agaricales, Agrocybaceae. The record is from RefSeq and is a predicted model, not a curated record.